This is a messenger RNA of Marmota monax (woodchuck), 4286 nucleotides long. RefSeq names its product 2-aminoethanethiol dioxygenase (gene Ado). The coding region runs from base 318 to 1130 and encodes 270 amino acids. The transcript has a single exon. NCBI's taxonomy places the organism in Eukaryota, Metazoa, Chordata, Mammalia, Rodentia, Sciuridae. The record is from RefSeq and is a predicted model, not a curated record. Gene Ontology annotation, molecular function: oxidoreductase activity, acting on single donors with incorporation of molecular oxygen, incorporation of two atoms of oxygen. Gene Ontology annotation, cellular component: mitochondrion.
GGCCGCGUGAAUGGAGCGCCCGGCGUAAAGCAAAGCCUGGCCCCGUCGCGCGGCCGGUACCUGCUCCCGAGCGUGAGUGCUGGCUGUCCGCCCUGCGCGUGCGCGCUGGGAGGGAGUGCGAGGCGAGCGCGCUGGGCCGUUGCGGGCGCGUGACUGCUGAGGUUGGCGGCGGCCGGCGCGCCGCGCGCCCGACGGGCCGAUAGUUGCGGGGCCUCCCUCCUCGCCUAGGGCUGCUAGCCACCGUGGCGGCCGCCGCGGACCGCAAAGGUCGGAGGAAAGGAGGGAGCCGGCCCCGGCACACGGAAGAACAGCCGAGCAUGCCCCGAGACAACAUGGCUUCCCUGAUCCAACGGAUCGCCCGCCAGGCGUGCCUCACCUUCCGGGGCAGCGGGGGUGGCCGCAGCGCUUCCGACCUUGGCUCGGGGUCUGGCCCGGAGGCGCCGAUGCCUCCUGGCUUCCUUGAAAACCUGAGCAAGCUGAAGAGCCUGCUGACCCAGGUCCGUGCCGAGGACCUCAACAUCGCCCCGCGUAAGGCCACGCUGCAACCGCUGUCGCCCAACCUACCGCCGGUCACCUACAUGCAUAUAUACGAGACUGACGGCUUCAGCCUUGGCGUGUUCCUGCUCAAGAGCGGCACGUCCAUCCCGCUCCACGACCACCCUGGCAUGCACGGUAUGCUCAAGGUCCUCUACGGCACCGUGCGCAUCAGCUGCAUGGACAAGUUGGAGGCGGGCAGCGGGCAGCGACCACGGGCCCUGCCGCCAGAGCAGCAGUUCGAGCCGCCGCUGCAGGCCCGAGAACGGGAGGCUGUGCGGCCCGGAGUAUUGCGCUCUCGGGCUGAGUACACCGAAGCCAGCGGCCCUUGCGUCCUCACCCCUCACCGGGACAACCUGCACCAGAUCGACGCGGUGGACGGACCCGCUGCCUUUCUGGACAUCCUGGCCCCACCCUACGACCCGGACGAUGGCCGUGACUGCCACUAUUACCGGGUGCUGGAACCUGUCAGGCCCAAGGAGGCCUCUGGCUCUGCCAGUGACCUGCCCCGAGAGGUGUGGCUCCUGGAAACCCCGCAGGCUGAUGACUUCUGGUGCGAGGGAGAGCCCUAUCCAGGUCCCAAGGUCUUCCCUUGAAGCAAAAGGCGCCACGGAGAGUUGGGCAGAAGACGUGCCGUACCCUUAUCAGCCUGGCUGGCUGUGACCCACCACAAGGGCUCGCUCUCUCUCUCUCUCUCUGCCCCCUAUGCCGGGUGUUGGAUGUACUGGAGUGAGCAACAGCCGGUUCCUCUGCAGCUUGGGAAGCAGGGGCGACUGGACCACAGCCACCCGGCACGGUUAUGGGGGCGGGGUGGGCGGGAGGCUAGGUUUCCUGGUACUGUCAUUGCCACUGGGGCUUUGAUCUGUGGGAGUGGGCUGGGGACUCUGAAGCGCUUCCAUCCUAGAGCCAUAAUGAAAAUAUGCUUCCUUGGUAAACCAUUCUGUACAGAAUACACUAAAUGAUUUUCUUAAUCCCACUCCUUUGGUAAAUAGGAUUUGGUUUUCACUGCUGCCCUUAUGACCUUUUGAUCCUUAUAGUUUUAACUUAUUGACUGAGCAUGACCCAGUGGUUUGAAUUGUUUGUAGUUCAAGUCAUUGGUACAAACCAAGUUCUAAGAGUUGAGCUACUUUGAAAGUAAGUUGUCUUGCCUAAUUAAUUCCGUGUAAAAACUAAAUCGUCUUUUCAGAAUUUGGAUAUCACUGUCAAAACAACUAUGCAUGUCAAGGACAAGAUUUAUUCUCUUUCUUCCGCUUGCCCAGUAGCCACAUCUGGUUUACUGGGGCAGCAUCUACUAAGAAAUUCACCUGCAUAUCUCAGAGAGCUGGUCACUUAGGGCUCAUCUCCCUUCCCCGCCAACAAUCUCCAGAUCUCUGUGAGUUGAGCAGAUUUCUUGUUGCAGAUUCACCUUAAAUGCAAGGACCAUGUUAUCCUCAAGUGACGUUUUUCUUGUCUCAAUGAGUUGAUAGUGUAAUCUUGUGUUUUCUAACCAGAAGAUUCAGAGAACCUGAAUCAGUUAUGCUUCCAAAAAACUGAAUGUAAAACCUCUAGUCAAUGUUGAAAUCCAUACCCCUGUUUAUUUCCAAUAUCUUCUUGUAAAAGUAGAUAAAUAUUGUUUCACAUUCUCCCAAGAACUCUACUGUUUCAGAGGGCUGUGGUUCUAGCUGCCUUGCUGGCAGUGUUGUCUCAGCCCUCAUCCUCAAAUAAUAGAGUGCUGUGAAUUUGUUUCAUCUGAUGUCGAUUUCUGUAGGAAGAAGCAGAAACAAGAGGUGGAAGGCAUAGAUGAUCUAGCCUGGAGAAAUAAUAAAUAACUAUAUUACUAGCCAUUUAGAGCACCAAAACUUGGGAUGAAAUAUUUUCUGCUCCCAAUUCUUGAUACGAACAGUUGUGCUAUCUCUAGUUUUAUUUUUGUCCUUUUUGUAGCCAGAGCAACUUUACCUUAUGUACAGAUGUAUUAACACAAUUUACUUAAGGCCAUAGAGCACUAUUUGCCUCUUUUUACUAUUUAUAGGAUUCCUUUUUUCACAUAACUUUUCAUAAAAACAAACUAUAGAAAUAAACACAUUAAAAUUUGCCCAGCUGUCGUCUAUGUCCUCUUGAUUGACUUGGCCAUGUGGCAGUAGAGUUCUAAUAUCUGUAAUAAAGGGAUUUACUGGUAUUGGUGAAAAAUGUGUGUUGCCCCUAUUGGGGAACAAUAUGUGCCUUUCCCUCUUGAUGCAUACUAGAUUACAGAGACCCAGAGUAAAGAAGUAUUUGUUCCCAAUUUUUAAAAUAGUAUGAAAAAAAGCAAAUUCUUAAUGAGUGAUUUUUUUUUUCCUUAAACAAAAAAGAUGCAACACCACAAGCCACUGAAAACCUGUUGUAAAACCUGAUACAGGUGUAAUACCAAGCAUUUCCUCCAGGGCUGCUAAAAUUACCUUAUUGUAGAUCUCCUGAUAAUGUGGGUUAAAAUGCCUUGAGGGCAAUCUGAAGCCCCUCUUCAGGACUUUCAAUUUGAAAUAAAUUCUAGGUAUGAUGAUUUUCUUAGAAAACUUCACUAAAUAAAAUGUAUUCAUAAUUGUGUGAUUAUCAGUCACAUACUCUUGUGAAUUACAUUGUAGCAAAAGUUGAUUAAUAUACAAGGAUUGUUGAUAGUAAUGUAUGUGUUACAAUGCAAUUUGGAGUUCAUUAACCUACAGAAACACAUCCUGGAAAUAGAACAGUAAUAAAGAAUUAUGAAAGACUUAAUUACCAAAAAAAGUGUUAACAUUCUCAAUUAUAAGCAAUUUGUACGAAAAAAGUUUAAGGUGCUUUUCAAAGGAAUAAAUCAUUCCAGGCCAAAAUGGCAAUAUGAUCUCUUUCUGGUCUAGUUUAAUGAGAAUAGAGAAACUUCUGGUUCACUAAUAAAUUCUGAGUAAAUUAAUGGUGAAAAAAUGUAACAUUUUAAUGAGCCACUACAGACAGAAUAUGCUCAUUACAAAGUAAAUGUGCAGAAAAAUUCUUGCACCUCUAUGCAUAAACUGUUAGUCAAGACUGACUUGGUGUGCUGCUACUGUAUUUCCAUAUAAUUCUGCAACAUAGAUUGUUUUAGUAGCAACUGUGGUAUAAAAAUGAUCUUCCCCCUAGGAAAAACUAGUGAGCAAAUAAUAUUAAUUAACUUUUUUUCUGUUGAAUAAUAAAUGCAAUAAUUACUUCUUAUGGAUGAGAGAGUUCUAAAUACUUCUGAAGAUUUAAAAUUCCCUAAUUAUGGCAGUGACCAGUUAUAUGAAUGCAGAAUAUUAUGUACCUACCUAGGAUUUUGAGAUUUUUUUUUUUUUACUAUAAUUUGAUGGGUUGAAUUUACACUUGCUGCUGUUCAUUAAUGAAAAUGAUAGUAGUAUGUUUUAUCAACAGGAGUUUUCUGAGCUUAUCAACAGUAUCCCUUAACUGCUCAGAAUGCACACUUUUUAUUUGCUUUGUCUCUUUGUAGUUGCCUUAGUCUUGGCAUCUCAGGAGAACACUAUUAUCACUCCUCUAUGAUUCUGAAUCCUGUGCUCUAGCUCUAUCCAAGGAAGAAGCAAUAUAUCUGUAAUUCAGACCUCUACCCAUUGCUGUUGCCUGAGAGCAGUGCUACUCCUAUAACUGUAGGUGUAAAUUCAGAACGUAAGGUUACAUAUUGACAUUGAGCACUGGAAAUCAUUUGCUAAUGAUGUGGAAUCUUCAAAUCCAAGCAUAUUUUUAUUUCCGGAUUAAAAUCAGUGUAUUUAUAGAAAAUAAAGGCAUGUUUUAAAUUUUUA